AUGAAGGCAUCCCGCCGUCCUUUGCGGGCUCUGUCUUGCAUGCCCACGACUUAUCCUACUCCCCGAUAUGUCAGCGGCACGAGCAAUGCGAAAUCAUCCAUCGCAGCGACACCGGCUACUAGCCUGUUGCAUCAAGUUUCUCCAUCCCCCAAGAAGGAGGCAACCUCGCCGCUCGCAAAACUGCCUCUCUCCUCUGUCCUGCGGUCCUUGAUGAUCCUCUCUGUUUCUUCAUCCUCACUUUUACUGAAGCCAUGCAUCUAUACCCUUUCAAUGUUGGCGCAUCCCAAAACGCCUCUUCUCGACGUUGCCAAAAACCCUCUGCUGAACAUGCUCGUCAAGCACACCAUCUACAAGCAGUUUAACGCGGGAGAAAACAAGCCGGAAGUCCAACAGUCCAUUCGCGCUAUCAAGGAUCUCGGCUACCGAGGCGUCCUUCUGGGUUACGCCAAGGAGGUCUUGGUUGGUGAGAGCAACGUCAGCCCUCGUGAUGAAAAGGCCGCUCGCGAAGAGGUUCAAAUGUGGUUGGACGGAACUCUGCAGACCGUGGAUAUGGCACAGGAAGGCGAUUUCGUCGCUCUGAAAUUCACUGGUAUGGGUGUCCAAGCGUUGGACCUCUUGCAGAAGAAGGCCGCCCCCUCUCCAUUUAUGGACGAAGCUAUUCAGCGAGUUUGUGACUUGGCUAUUUCCCGUAACGUUCGCUUGCUCGUCGAUGCCGAGGAGCAGGCAGUGCAGCCCGGAAUCGAGAACUGGACCAUGAAGUACCAGAAGUACUGCAAUUCGCAGACACCUGGCCGUGCCAUCUUCUACAACACCUACCAGGCCUAUUUGUGUUCGACCCCCGCCACUCUCGCCAAGCACCUGGAGAUCGCCCGUCAAGAAGGCUACACGCUUGGUGUGAAGCUGGUCCGUGGCGCCUACCUCAAGACCGAGCCUCGCCAUUUGAUCUGGUCAACAAAGGAGGAAACCGACGCUUGCUACGACGGCAUUGUUGAAGCCCUUCUCACCAGACAGUACAACUCCAUGCUCAAGCCCGCGUCCGUGGAACACACGACCGAACUACCCCCCGUUAACGUUAUCAUCGCCACACACAACCGUGAUUCUGUCCGCAAGGCACACGCGCUGCGUCUCCAGCAAGCAAGCAAGGGUGAGGACAAGAGCGUGGAUCUCUCGUACGCUCAGCUCCAAGGUAUGGCGGACGAAGUCAGCUGUGAGCUGUUGGAAGGCUUCCAGAGCUCCGAGCCCACUGGCAAGAACUCGUUCGUGGAAUCGCCUAACGUGUACAAGCUUCUCACCUGGGGAUCCGUCAAGGAAUGCAUGGGAUUCCUGCUCAGACGGGCCGUCGAGAACACCGAGGCCGUCGGGCGCACCAAGCAGUCGCAGGAGGCCAUGUUUGCUGAACUCAAGCGCAGAGCUCGCCAGGCUUUCCGUCUAAGAAACUGA
This is a messenger RNA of Aspergillus fischeri NRRL 181, 1440 nucleotides long. Its product is annotated as proline dehydrogenase family protein. The coding region runs from base 1 to 1440 and encodes 479 amino acids. The record is from RefSeq and is a predicted model, not a curated record. The transcript has 2 exons. Gene Ontology annotation, cellular component: mitochondrion. Gene Ontology annotation, molecular function: FAD binding; proline dehydrogenase activity. Lineage: Eukaryota; Fungi; Ascomycota; Eurotiomycetes; Eurotiales; Aspergillaceae.